AGCAGUCCUCCAGCACUCCUCACAUGCUCCAGUCACCCUGUCCUUCCCUCUAGCUCUCUUUCUGACGUUAGAAGACUGAAAUUGAGAGGCGGAGAGAAGUCAUGGAAUCCCAAGGGCCUAUUCACUUUAAGGCCCCACCCCUCUAUUCAGAGCCAUCCAACCCGGAGAACUUAGAGUCAUCCUCAGGAGUAAAGUUCUUUGAGUUAUAUAUAAAUAUAUAUAUAAAAGGGCAAGCCCAUCCUAAAUGUCAGUCCAAUAUCCACGGGGGCUAGAGACAGCAGGUAAUUAGAAGCAAUUAGUUGUCCCCCUGCCGGGAAGCCGGGCAAUUACCUUUUUCUCUCUUCCUCUUCCGUCUUUCCUUCUCCCGUGGAAGCGAUAGAAGUGUUUUGCUCCCUAAGCAGCAGUGUACGCCGAGUUGGCACGGGAAUGAGGGAUGAACUGAGCAGGAUUCGGUCUCCUCCUCCCGCCGCCGCGGUGGCCGCCGGCAGAGCAGUGCAUUGUGGAGGCUGAGCGCGCCGCGGUGGCUGGAGCUGCGGCCCCGGCAUCGCGCGGCGAGGAGCUGUCCGAGGUGCUGACCGGCCCGGCCCGCGCCCUGCGCGCCCACCUGCCCUGGACCACUCCAAGUCCUGGCUUUUCUCCCACCCCUCCGUCUGCCUUUGUGUCCUCCUCACCUAGGGGCGUAGCGGCUGGAGGAAAUCAUGGUGUUCGCUCCAGGUGAGAAACCUGGAAAUGAGCCUGAAGAGGUGAAGCUGCAGAAAGCCAGCAAACAGAUCGUGCAGAAUGCCAUCCUGCAAGCUGUUCAGCAAGUGUCCCAGGAGAGCCGGCAGAGGGAAGACAGAACCGGUGACAACCAGGGCAACUUCCAGCUGGGCGUGGGGGAAUUAACCAAGAAGCACGAAAAGAAGUAACACAGUGGAUCUGGCUCUUGUCAUAUGCCUGGUUACCAGCCUUCCUCUUAGUAUAGGAUGCGUUGCCAAAACGUUGCCAGUAAAGCAAACCAAAGUGUCGUCAGCACCUAGCAGUAGAAUGAAUUCGCGCUAGUCCUUGGCUGAGAAGCACUGUUUUGAAAAAGCGCAUUAGAAGAUUCUGUUUAUAUUAAGGCAGUGCCUCUGACACAUAGCGGGGCCAAAUACAACACUGUAAUUGCAAAAGUAGUUUUGCAACACAAUUUAUUUUUAAGGUUCUUUUUUUUCUAAAGAUUCUGUCUUGUUUGUUUACUUUCGCCCUUGAUGCAUCUUUCUGUGAAUCUAACCAGCAAUCCUUUUUGCUGAAAAGUACUGUGUCCUUUAUACUAUUUUAAAAAGACAUGCUGGAGAAGUGAAGGAAUGGAGUUUGUCACCUUCAAAUAUGGAAUUAAAGGCUUCACUGAGUUCAGGUCUCAGAUCAAAUUGAGCAAAGGCAAAUUUUAUGGCUUAGUCCCUCAGGUCUUACAAGGCAUAUAUUUAUAUUACUUUUUAAAAAGGAGGAGUUUAACUUUUCAAGAACUCAGUUUUUUGGUCUCCAUUCUCUCAAGUGUUUGAUACGGGGUGUUUACCCUCUGUGCAGAAAUCCUUGGGAAAUACAGAUUUCUUUUUCCAUGUCAAAAUAAGACAAGUGAUAGAUCUAUCUAUAUGCAUGCCUUGCCCAUGACUCUGUUUUUUAGCAGCCCUGUGAAGAGCAGCUAGACCCACAGAUUCCAUGCUGGGGAUACACUAGGGUCUGAUUAUGGGGUGCAGUGUCCUUGGAAGGAGCUGUGGGGCUUUAUACAUACUAUGUUGUCAUCGGGCUACACAUUUGCAAUAGUACCUUCCUAGUGGGAGCCUUUCUUUUCCCCUCCACAGAUUAAAAUUACAUUUUUGAGUUAUAAAAAUCAUGCACAGCAGGAAUAAAUAACCCUGCAAAUGGGAAAAGCAUUUUUCAGCUCUCUGAAGCAUGACAAUACAGUGGGAACAAUAAAGUUAACUGUUUUGGGCAAUGCAGUAUAGAGAUCUACGUGUGUAUGAAAAAAGCCAUCUUCAUUGCCAUAGUAUGACUUCUGCUCCACUCCCAUGUGGAUAAUGCACAUCUUUCUGAAGUCAUUAGAACCCCAUAGUCUGGGUUUCACCAUAGUUACUGAGUUGGUGCUACUGAGGACGGAGAGAGAAUUUGACAUUUAGUAAAAAAUCCUUUGGCUUUAGAAUAUCGAUGUCUACAUUUAAUCAUUUUUUUAAAAAGCCAGUAUUAGCAUAUAUGGUAUGACUGAUAUUAAGAUCUACUUAGAGAAUUCCAGUAUGCUACACUUUCCAGAAUGGAUACUAUUGAUGAUAGUAAAUGAAUGAAAACAACCUCUUAUCAACUGUUGGGCUAUCUCGUAUGAUGCACAGAUGGAAUAAAUUCACAGGGAGAAUGGAUGAGAGG
Molecule: messenger RNA, 2376 nt
Organism: Leopardus geoffroyi (Geoffroy's cat)
Lineage: Eukaryota; Metazoa; Chordata; Mammalia; Carnivora; Felidae
Gene: AKAIN1
Product: A-kinase anchor inhibitor 1
Exons: 2
Coding region: 699-908 (69 amino acids)
Source: RefSeq, a predicted model, not a curated record